GUUUCUUUGGGGAGGGGUGGGGGGGUUUAAGCAGAUUGAUAAAAUGGAGAGCAAAAUGUUCGGCGGGCUUCCUGAGCUUGGGAUAUCUAACGGCGAGGACCUUAAAGAGACUCUCACCAACUGCACUGAGCCACUCAAAGCUAUCGACCAGUUUCAGAUGGAAAAUGGCAUCCUCCUGCCAACUCUCCAGUCGGCUCUCCCCUUCCUGGACCUGCACGGGACACCCAGGCUGGAGUUCCACCAGUCCGUCUUUGACGAGCUCCGGGACAAGCUGAUGGAGAGAGUCGCCACCAUCGCAGAGGGCAAGGAGGACGACAGGUACGGCAAGCUGGAAGAGUUGCUGGAGAAAAGCUUCCCGCUGGUCAAAAUGUCCUCCAUCCAGCCGGUGGUCAUGCAGGUGCUGAAACAUCUACCCAAGGUCCCUGAGAAGAAACUGAAGAUGGUGAUGGCGGACAAGGAGCUGUACAAGGUGUGUGCUGUGGAGGUGAAAAGGCAGAUCUGGCAGGACAACCAGGCUCUCUUUGGGGACGAGGUGUCCCCGCUCCUGAAGCAGUACAUCGUGGAUAAAGAAGCGGCGCUGUUCAGCAGCGACCUCUCCAUCCUGCAUAAUUUCUUCAGCCCAUCCCCCAAAAUGCGACGUCAAGGCGAGGUGGUCCUGAAGCUGACGCAGAUGAUCGGGAAGAACGUGAAGCUGUACGACAUGGUGUUGCAGUUUCUGCGAACGCUCUUCCUGCGGACGCGGAAUGUUCACUACUGCACGCUGAGGGCAGAGUUGCUGAUGUCCCUCCAUGACUUGGACAUCAGUGAGAUCUGUUCUGUGGACCCCUGUCACAAGUUCACAUGGUGCUUAGACGCCUGCAUCAGAGAGAAGUUUGUGGAUGGCAAGCGGGCCCGAGAGUUGCAAGGGUUCCUGGAUGGAGUCAAGAAAGGACAAGAGCAAGUUCUUGGGGACCUGUCUAUGAUCCUGUGUGACCCGUUUGCUUCCAACACGCUGGUGCUGAGUAUCAUGAGGAACCUGCAGGAGCUGCUGAGCCAGGAUGCUUUACCCAGGGACAGUCCUGAUCUGAUGUUGCUUCUAAGGAUGCUGUCGCUCGGCCAGGGAGCUUGGGAUAUGAUCGACAGCCAGGUGUUCAAAGAACCUCGUCUGGAUUUGGAGCUCAUGACCCGCUUUCUACCCGCCAUGAUGUCGGUGGUUGUGGACGACCACACCUUCAGCGUGGAGCAGAAGCUUCCCAAUGAUGAGAAGAGCACGCUGGCGUAUCCUACCUCCUUGCCAGACGCCUUCAUCAGGUACAUGCAGGACAACCGAGUGGCUUGUGAGAUGGGUCUCUACUACGUUCUUCACAUCGCCAAGCUGAGGAACAAGAACGCCUUACAGAGGCUGUUACCUGCUUUGGUGGACACGUACAAUGACAUGGCCUUUGGGGACAUCUUCCUGCACCUGCUGACCGGACAUCUCACUCUGCUGUCGGACGAGUUUGGAGGGGAGGAGUUCUGUUCCGUGGUCUUCGAUGGCUUCCUCCUGACGUCGUUUUCCAGUAAGGAGAACGUGCACCGACACACGCUGCGCAUGUUGCUGCAUCUCCACCACAAAGUCCUGCCUUCGUACUUGGAAACCUUGAAGAAAACUCUGGAACCUCCCAAGCAGAGCGGCGAGCCGGUGAAGGAGCUGCACAGCCAGCUGACGGACAAGAUGGACGCCCAGAAGAAAAGUCCUGCCGUGCCGGAGGAGCCGCCGUCGCUGGAUCUCAGCCUGCACCCGGUCAAAGUCGCCCCCGCAGCGGCGUCCGGCGCGGCUGCCCCGCUCUGACCAGGAUGUGUCUCCUUUCUCCUCUUUUAUUGUCCUGCUCCACGGAGACGGCUUGGAUUUUCUCCCACGCUACAUCGUUCUGCUAUCAUCCGUGAAUUAUCGUCCGAACUCCAACCGCCCCCCGUGUGACUUUCACCGAGGAAGAGCGACGUCGUUUUUUUUUUUUACUUCUGACGGAAGUGCGUCAAAGAAAAAGAAAGCGUAGUCCAAUUAGGAAAAAUGUGCAGAAAUCAAGCUUCCCAAAGGAUAAAGUUUAGUUGUUUUUUUUAGCAAAAGGUCUGCUGCUGCUAAAUGAUUACCACUUCCUGUCUCUUCCGUCUAGUUUCCUGUCUUUGACGAGUCCUUCAUGUGUUGAAUCCUUCACAUAAGUCCUACCUUGAAGGGAAACUGCACGUCUGUCAUUCGCAAUCCUCAUGGAAGACGUUUUUCUUUUUUAUACAUUCUAAAUCGUAAAUAGAUGCUAGCAAGAGUCAGCUAAUGACAGUCGCCUAGAAAGCGCUCUAAAAAAACCCCACCAUUAAUGUUUAUAUACACACUGUAUGUAUAUAUGUAAUGUAGUAUCCGUCACAUUCAUAAUAACAUGUCAUAUUUACAUAUUUGGAUCAUUUUAAGUAUUAAUUUCACAGACUCAUCACAACAUUUACUUUCCCUUCAACAACAACAACAAGAAGAAGACUACUAAUCAUGGCAAACUUGAUGAGAGACAACAAAGACUACUUUGGGACAAAUGAUGAUCCAGAAACUGAUAUUUUUGAGCCUGAAUAUAAGGAGGACGAUCUGCAAGUUUCAGAAGCUGUGUGCUAAACAGAUCGAGAAAGUAGCAGCAUUGCUAAGUGCUAAACAAGAUACACAAACAUAAUAAAACAAUCACUUGCUGUACAAUGUCUGCUCUCACUGGGAUAAAGACUGAUGGGAUGUUUAUAUCUUCCUCUUUACAUCAACUAUUCAUCAUUUCACAAACAGUGACGUGUCUUUCUUGCCAUGAUAUCAUGUGCGAUACAAGCAGUCCUGCAUAGUGUUUAGUUGUGUGUGAUAUCAUGUGCGAUACAAGAAGCUCUGCAGUGUUUACUUGUGUGAUACAAGCAGUCCUGCAUAGUGUUUACUUGUGUGUAAUAUCAUGUGCGAUGCAAGCAUCAUGUUUACUUCUGUGUGAUAUUAUGUGCGAUACAAGCAAUUCUGAAGCCUGUCUGAUGGUGUGUGAUAUGUGCGAUUCAAGCAGUCUUGCAGCGUGUUUACUUGUGUGAUAUCAUGUGCGAUACAAGCAAUUCUGCAGCCUGUUUACUUGUGUGUGUGAUAUCAUGUGCGAUACAAGCAGUACUGCAGUGUGUUUACUUGUGUGAUGUGAUAUGUGCGAUGCAAGCAGUCCUGCAGAGUGUUUAGUUGUGUGUGAUAUCAUGUGCGAUACAAGAAGUCCUGCAGAGUGUUUACUUGUGUGUAAUAUCAUGUGCGAUGCAAGCAUCAUGUUUACUUGUGUGCGAUACAAACAAUUCUGAAGCCUGUUUGAUGGUGUGUGUGAUAUCAUGUGUGAUUCAAGCAGUCUUGCAG
Entelurus aequoreus (snake pipefish) is the source of this 3355-nucleotide messenger RNA. It is a transcript of the gene nelfb, whose product is annotated as negative elongation factor complex member B. The coding region runs from base 44 to 1810 and encodes 588 amino acids. The record is from RefSeq and is a predicted model, not a curated record. Gene Ontology annotation, biological process: negative regulation of transcription elongation by RNA polymerase II. The transcript has 13 exons. Gene Ontology annotation, cellular component: nucleus; NELF complex. NCBI's taxonomy places the organism in Eukaryota, Metazoa, Chordata, Actinopteri, Syngnathiformes, Syngnathidae.